Messenger RNA from Ailuropoda melanoleuca (giant panda), 5455 nucleotides. RefSeq names its product nephrocystin 3 (gene NPHP3). Gene Ontology annotation, cellular component: ciliary inversin compartment; ciliary base. Gene Ontology annotation, biological process: determination of left/right symmetry; kidney development; convergent extension. The coding region runs from base 115 to 4113 and encodes 1332 amino acids. The transcript has 27 exons. NCBI's taxonomy places the organism in Eukaryota, Metazoa, Chordata, Mammalia, Carnivora, Ursidae. The record is from RefSeq and is a predicted model, not a curated record. Gene Ontology annotation, molecular function: protein binding.
GGCUCGGACCCAUCCCGCUCGCCCCACCCUCCCGCCACGCCACGCCCCGUCUCGUUUGCGGCGUUCCGCCCCCUCCUGGUACCCCGCUGGCUUGUAGGGCCGGCUACAGGCGUAAUGGGGACCGCCUCGUCGCUCGUGAGCCCCGCAGGCGGGGAAGUGAUCGAGGACACUUAUGGGGCGGGCGGUGGCGAGGCCUGCGAGAUCCCGGUGGAGGUGAAGCCCAAGGCCCGCCUGCUGCGCAGCUCGUUCCGCCGCGGCGGGGCAGCGGCGGCGGCGGGGGCAGGGCCCGGGUCGCUGCCCCGCGGGACGGGUGGUGGCGGGCUGCUGGGGGCUAGCUUUAAGUCUACCGGCUCGUCGGUGCCCGAGCUGGAGUACGCAGCGGCUGAGUACGAGCGGCUGAAGAAGGAAUACGAGAUCUUCCGGGUCAGCAAGAAUCAGGAGUUGUUGUCCAUGGGCCGCCGCGAGGCCAAGCUGGACACGGAGAACAAGCGCCUGCGGGCCGAGCUGCAGGCCCUUCAAAAAACUUAUCAGAAAAUACUUCGGGAAAAGGAAAGUGCUUUGGAAGCAAAAUACCAAGCAAUGGAGAGGGCAGCGACAUUUGAACAUGACAGAGAUAAAGUGAAAAGGCAAUUCAAGAUUUUUAGGGAGACCAAGGAAAAUGAAAUUCAGGACUUACUGAGGGCUAAGCGCGAGUUGGAGAGCAAACUUCAGAGGCUCCAGGCUCAGGGGAUCCAAGUAUUUGAUCCUGGAGAGUCUGAUUCAGAUGACAACUGUACAGACGUUACUGCUGCUGGAACCCAGUGUGAAUAUUGGACCGGAGGAGCCUUGGGAAGUGAACCUUCCAUAGGGAGUAUGAUCCAGCUUCAGCAGUCCUUCAGGGGCCCUGAGUUUGCCCAUAGUUCUAUAGAUGUGGAAGGACCCUUUGCAAAUGUCAACAGAGAUGACUGGGAUAUUGCUGUAGCUAGUUUAUUACAAGUUACUCCCUUGUUUUCACACUCUCUGUGGAGUAACGCUGUCAGAUGUUACCUCAUUUAUACAGAUGAAACCCAGCCGGAAAUGGAUCUUUUCCUUAAGGACUAUUCUCCUAAACUUAAAAGAAUGUGUGAGACAAUGGGAUAUUUUUUCCAUGCUAUAUAUUUUCCAAUAGAUAUUGAAAAUCAAUACCUUGCUGUAAGAAAAUGGGAAAUUGAGAAGAGUUCAUUAGUUAUUUUAUUCAUUCAUUUAACUUUACCAAGCCUUUUAUUGGAAGACUGUGAAGAAGCUUUUCUGAAAAACCCUGAAGGCAAACCGCGAUUAAUUUAUCAUCGCUUGGAGGAUGGGAAAGUCAGUUCUGACUCUGUCCAGCAAUUGAUUGAUCAAGUUUCUAACCUGAACAAGACCAACAAAGCCAAGAUUAUCGAUCACUCUGGAGAUCCUACAGAAGGAGUAUAUAAAACUUAUAUUUAUGUGGAAAAGAUUAUUAAACAGGACAUCCUGGGCUUUGAGAACACAGACCCAGAGACUAAGGAUUUGGGCAGUGAAGAUUCUGUUCCAGAAGAAGAGGAUUUUGGUGAUGUUCUGUGGGACAUACAUGAUGAACAAGAGCAAAUGGAAACUUUUCAACAAGCUACAAAUUCGGCCCAUGAGUUGGGAUUUGAGAAAUACUACCAACGCCUUAACGAUCUUGUGGCGGCCCCAGCACCAAUCCCACCCCUUCUUGUAUCUGGAGGACCAGGUUCUGGAAAGUCCCUUCUCUUAUCAAAGUGGAUUCAGUUACAACAGAAGAAUUCCCCUAACACGCUAAUUCUUUCUCAUUUUGUGGGAAGGCCCAUGUCAACCAGCUCCGAGUCCUCGUUGAUUAUUAAGCGACUAACUCUAAAGUUGAUGCAGCACUCUUGGUCAGUAUCUGCUCUGACACUGGAUCCGGCUAAGCUUCUGGAAGAAUUUCCGCGCUGGCUAGAAAAGCUCUCUGCCCGUCAUCAAGGCAGCAUCAUCAUCAUUAUUGAUUCUAUAGAUCAAGUUCAGCAAGUUGAAAAACACAUGAAAUGGCUGAUAGAUCCACUGCCAGUGAAUGUAAGAGUAAUUGUUUCUGUGAAUGUAGAAACAUGCCCUCCAGCAUGGAGGUUGUGGCCUACACUUCAUCUUGAUCCUUUAAAUCCAAAAGAUGCAAAAUCUAUUAUAAUUGCAGAAUGCCACUCUGUGGACAUUAAAUUGAGUAAGGAGCAGGUUCAGGAGAAGAAGCUAGAACGACACUGUCGUUCUGCUACGACCUGCAAUGCCCUUUAUGUCACCCUUUUCGGCAAAAUGAUUGCACGUGCUGGGAGAGCAGGCAAUUUAGAUAAAAUCCUUCAUCAGUGUUUCCAGUGUCAAGAUACUAUUUCAUUAUAUAGACUUGCUCUGCGAUCUAUCCAGGAGUCCUUGGCAAAUGAUAUGGAUAAAGAACUAAUGAAACAGAUUCUCUGCCUCAUAAAUGUUAGUCACAAUGGCGUGAGUGAGUCAGAACUGAUGGAACUGUACCCUGAGCUGUCCUGGGCUGUCUUGACGUCCCUUAUUCACAGUUUACACAAAAUGUGCUUAUUGACUUAUGGUUGUGGCUUGCUCAAGUUUCAACAUCUACAGGCUUGGGAAACAGUAAGACUGGAAUACAUGGACGGUCCUACCAUUAUUUCUUCAUGUAGGCAGAAGCUAAUCAACUAUUUCACCAUGCAGCUAAGUCAGGACCGAGUGACUUGGAGAAGCGCAGAUGAACUCCCUUGGCUUUUUCAGCAGCAGGGAAGUAAACAGAAGUUGCAUGAUUGCCUUCUCAAUCUCUUUGUGUCUCAAAACCUUUAUAAAAGAGGGCACUUUGCUGAGUUGCUGAGUUACUGGCAGUUUGUUGGCAAGGACAAAAGCGCAAUGGCAGCAGAAUACUUUGAUUCAUUGAAGCAGUAUGAGAAAAACUGCGAAGGCGAGGAGAAUAUGAUUUGCUUGGCUGAUCUUUAUGAAACCCUGGGGCGAUUUCUCAAGGAUCUAGGCCUCCUCAGUCAGGCUGUGGUGCCUUUGCAGAGGUCUCUGGAAAUUCGAGAAACAGCUUUAGAUCCAGAUCACCCGAGAGUAGCUCAGUCCCUCCACCAACUAGCAAGCGUGUAUGUGCAGUGGAAGAAGUUUGGCAAUGCAGAACAGCUGUAUAAACAGGCGUUAGAAAUCUCCGAAAAUGCUUAUGGUGCGGAACAUCCCCAUAUUGCUCGUGAACUUGAGGCACUUGCAACUUUGUACCAGAAACAAAAUAAAUAUGAGCAAGCUGAACAUUUUAGGAAAAAAUCCUUUAAAAUUCGUCAGAAGGCUACAAGGAGAAAAGGCAACUCGUAUGGAUUUGCCCUCUUACGUAGACGAGCCCUGCAGUUAGAAGAGCUAACGUUAGGAAAGGACACACCUGACAAUGCUCGGACCCUCAAUGAGCUGGGCGUUCUCUACUAUCUUCAGAAUAACCUGGAAACAGCUGACCAGUUUCUAAAGCGGUCUUUAGAAAUGAGAGAGCGAGUUCUAGGACCAGAUCACCCCGACUGUGCCCAGUCUUUAAAUAAUCUGGCAGCUCUCUGCAAUGAAAAGAAACAGUAUGAUAAAGCAGAAGAACUUUAUGAAAGAGCUUUAGACAUUCGGAAACGAGCAUUAGCUCCUGAUCACCCUUCUUUGGCCUAUACAGUGAAGCAUCUUGCCAUCUUGUAUAAGAAAAUGGGUAAACUUGACAAAGCUGUACCUUUGUAUGAGUUGGCUGUUGAAAUUCGGCAGAAAUCCUUUGGCCCAAAGCACCCCAGUGUAGCUACUGCCCUGGUGAACUUAGCUGUUCUCUAUAGCCAAAUGAAAAAACACAUUGAAGCCUUGCCAUUAUAUGAGAGAGCAUUAAAGAUUUAUGAAGACAGCCUGGGUCGGAUGCAUCCUCGAGUUGGAGAAACAUUAAAGAAUUUAGCCGUGCUUAGCUAUGAAGAAGGGGAUUUUGAAAAAGCUGCUGAACUAUACAAAAGGGCGAUGGAAAUAAAAGAAGCAGAAACGUCACUCUUGGGUGGAAAAGCUCCUUCCCGACACUCCUCAAGUGGAGACACAUUUAGCUUAAAAACAACCCAUUCUCCUAAUGUUUACCUUCAAGGACAGAGGUAAUAGCAAUUACAAUUCAAUGCAAAUGCACCUUAGGAUAAAAUAAUUAAGAAACAUUUGGAACAUAAUUUAAAACAAUGUUUUUUUAAUUUUGUGUGAUUUAACUGAUAUUUGCAUGAAAUUGCAUAGGACUACAUUAAAGUUUGAGUCAUGAUUGUGUCAGUGUUAGCUGCUUCAAAGAAUUAACUUUCCUAAUGUAUGGGAUCCACGGAUGUGGACACAUUAGAACCCUAAAAUGACAUGAAGAAUUGAUCAUGAAGAGUGGAUUGUUCUGCUCAAAAAAAGCUUGCAUAGCCGUGAAGACAAGGAAUUCAAUUCCAUAAUUCUUUCAUGUCUCAAGAGCUAUAAUGUUAGCCUCACCAUUCCUGGUCAUGCUUUUCAGCAGUAGCCUCGCCCAAAUCUCUACCUCAAAGAAAAAUUUCAAGGAAUAAAGGGAGAACGUUUAUGAAAGGUUUGAAUUGUUUUCUGAACUAGUAAUAGUUGUCUCUGACUGCUACAUGUUUUAAAAUUCUACCUUUUCCAUGAGCAGGCUGGGCCAAACCCUCUGCUUUCUACUCUGUCUACAUUGUUCUGAUGUGUUAUAUGUAUCUGCAUAAUCUGAAGUUAUUAAUGCAACAAGGCAAGCUCUUAGCAUUCUUUGACCCCCCCCCAAAAAACAGGGACAGAACAGUCUCCUUUCUUAAAUGGCCUAAAUCUAUCUCUUCAUUUAUUUCAAACUCAGAUUAGUCUAUUUUAUGUUGAAAAUGAAGUAUGUUUUACACGUUUUAUAAAUGCUGUCACAUUUUGGUUUUGCACCAUUUAUGUAUUUAUAUAUAAUAAAACCUUCAAUUUUAAUACCGGUAAGAUUCCAACAUAUUAAUUGUAAUGGUGAAAGAUGAAAUAACCAUCACUUCACUGUUUUAAAAUAAAAGUGCAGUUUCAAGGUUUUUUCUCACUUUAUACGAGAGAGUUGUAGUUACAUAAUUAAUAAAUACUUUGAACAUUACAAAAAAUACUUGAAAAAUAUCCAUACUGAGUGGUUUGCUCAAAUUGGUUUUGGCGACUUUAUAGGGUUUUGGUUAAUGUUCGGUAAGCCUUGGCUACACAUAGGGUGGUCCAUGAACCAGGAUCAUCAGUACCACCUGGGAGCUUAUGAAAAAUUAAGACUGGAGAGCCUCUCCUCAGACUUACUAAAUCAGAAUCUGCAAUUUGGCUAGAUCUCCAGGUGAUUCAUAUGCAUCUAAGUCUGAGCAGCAGAGGUCUGAUUUUUAAGGCACUGUAGUGGUGAUUUAGAAGAAAUUUGACAGGAUCUUAUAAAAUGAGCCUCCUCCUUCCCCUUUUGAGAGAAGUGCAAGAGAAAAAAAGA